AUGUGGCCCAAUGAAGCGAAAAAAUGUGAUUUUAUUAAAAAGUACUACAUUUUGUUCGGUAUUUUAUUAUCUAUUACUGCUAUUAUGGCCGAUUUUAUACUACAGUUUUACGAUGAUGACUUUUCUUUCACAAGCCUAGUUGACUCUCUGAUAGGACUGAGUGCCCUGCUGAGCGUAAUCUACAUAUCCGUAUGCUUCAUAGUUAAAGACCAGGAAAUAAAGAGAUUGACUGAAAACUUGAAGAUAUUUGAAGAGUAUAUCCCGAAGGUUAAAAUUGAAGAAACCGAGGAUAAGGCGAAAUUCCACACAAAAAUUUUCAUAAUCUACGGAAUCAUGGGGAAUAUUAUUUAUGAUUGCUUGCCCUUACUGACGUACGAAGAUUGCCACAAGAAUAGGUCUAAACAUAUGAUCAAGUACGGAAUACCGUGUGGUGGCAUUGUCCAUUACGUUUUGCCGUAUAAGCAGGAUACUUUCCCUUUGGCAGAAAUUACGAUAGUAAACCAGAUGCUUAUCAGCACCGUGGGCACUCUUAUUGUAAUGACGGUCACCAUGCUUGUUUGUGGAAUCUUGAUACAUGUAUCAGCAAAUUUAAAAUAUCUCAGAAGUAUGAUUUCAAACUUAACGUACACACCAAAUAAUCGAAUAAUGCAACACGUCAAUUCUUGUGUCAAAUACCAUACUAUGAUUUGCGAUUUUGCAGGUCGAAUUAAUGAAGCUUUUAGUACCAUGAUGCUAGUUCACAUAACUUGGACCAGUUUCAUAAUAAGCGUGCUAGGAUUUGAAAUUAUUAUGGACACAAAUUAUUCUAAUUCUAUCAGGUUCUCUCUGCACUUGGGAGGGUGGUUGGGAAUGCUAUUUUUGAUUUGUUUCUAUGGACAAAUUUUGAUGGAUGACAGUUUCGCUGUUUCCGAAGCACUAUAUGAAGCAGAGUGGUACGAAAAGCCACCUAUUGUUAGGAAGUCUCUUGUUUUAAUUUUGUUGAGGUCCCAGAGACCAUUGGUAUUGAAAGCCGCUGGUGUAAACGUCAUGUCGUUAGCCACGUUCUUAGGGGUUUUAUAUAAUGCUUACUCCUACUUCACUUUGCUACUAAAAAUUAAACCAUAACUGGAAGGUAGUACCUAUUACUUGCAUACAUAAAUCUCUUAUGCCACUCAAACUAUGUAAAUUGCCACAUAUAUUUAUCCCAAAUAAAUAAUUAAAUAUACUGUAAUAAAAAAUUUAUGGAUUUUGUCAUUGUGUAGUUAGAAAAGUGUAAUUUACAUCAGUCGUUUGAAAAAUUCUCAAUAAAGACAAGAAACGUUCACAUUCAG
Anoplophora glabripennis (Asian longhorned beetle) is the source of this 1310-nucleotide messenger RNA. Its product is annotated as odorant receptor 49b-like. Gene Ontology annotation, biological process: detection of chemical stimulus involved in sensory perception of smell; sensory perception of smell. The transcript is spliced from 6 exons. The record is from RefSeq and is a predicted model, not a curated record. The coding region runs from base 1 to 1104 and encodes 367 amino acids. Gene Ontology annotation, molecular function: olfactory receptor activity; odorant binding. Lineage: Eukaryota; Metazoa; Arthropoda; Insecta; Coleoptera; Cerambycidae. Gene Ontology annotation, cellular component: plasma membrane.